Molecule: messenger RNA, 4032 nt
Organism: Calidris pugnax (ruff)
Lineage: Eukaryota; Metazoa; Chordata; Aves; Charadriiformes; Scolopacidae
Gene: DNTTIP2
Product: deoxynucleotidyltransferase, terminal, interacting protein 2
Exons: 7
Coding region: 55-2493 (812 amino acids)
Biological process (GO): RNA processing
Cellular component (GO): nucleolus
Molecular function (GO): RNA binding
Source: RefSeq, a predicted model, not a curated record
CCUCCCGCCCCGCGCCGCCGGAAGGGGCGGGCACGUCGCGCCGCGCCGGGCAAGAUGGUGGCCACCAGGCGGGCGGCGGCGAAGCGCCGAGACCAGACGGCGGCGCGGCCCGGGGGAGGCAGCCGCAGCCCCUCCGGGCCCGCCGGCGCGGCGGAGGUGGCAUCUGCUGAAACUAGUAUUCCUGUGUCUAUGAGGACUAGAAGAAGUAGUAAAUCAAUUCAUAAGCCAGAGGUAAUUCAGGAAUCCCAGUUUGAAGAGGUGGAACAUGCAGAAACAAAGUCAGAUGUCAGUGAUAGCUUAGAGAUGCAAAUUACUAGAAAUGAGAGCAGAACUGUUUAUUCAGCACAAUCUGUUGCUGAACGACAAGCUGAUGGGGAUGUGUCAGAAACAGAAUCAACCUGCUCUGCUGUGUCUGGUCUUCAGACACCUUUGAUUGUAAGAGUAACAAGGCGGCGUCAAAUUGUAGUUCCUUGUCAGCUGGAUUCUCCUGACAAAAAAAGACAUGACAGGGCAGCCUUUGUAAAGAAGUUAAACAGAAUUCUGGAUGAAGAUGAUACCUCUGAAGCUGAGUCUUGUUCCUCUGCAGUUUCUGGUGUCCAGAUGCCUAAUGUCACCAGAACUACAAGAAGCAGGCAGAGCAAAAAGAAAUUGCAGCCAGAUACAGUUCCUGAAGCCCAGAGUGAAGAUAUUUCUGACGCAGAGUCAUGCUGCUUAAGUUCUCAUACGGAACCAUCUGUCACUACCAAACGAGUUACUCGGAGCAUGCAAAGGAAAUCACAAGCAGAAAAUAUUAAGCAGACUGAGAAAGGAAACGUAAUUGUUUCAGAAGAUGAGAAUUUAAUAGAAGACACUGUUGAAUCUGAGCCAGUAAAAAUUUCUGAUUCUAGACCUGCUGCAGAACUUGUCUCUGACACAGACGAUGCUUCCUCUGUCACCGAGGAUAAUAAAGAACCCAAUUCACCUGAAAGCAAAAGUUCUUCCAAAUUUACCAAUACAACCAAGAGUGAAGGCAUGAAAGAAGAGGUUUUGAAUGAUGUAACACCUACUAGCCUCAGAAAAAUGAAAAUAAGUGACACUGAAUCACCUAGAAAAAAAGCAGGAAAAAGACAGUCUGUUGAGGUAGACGAUUCAGAGGAAGCAUGUGGGCAAAUUCAAGAAGAAAACAGUAAGAUACUUACAAGGGAGGGGAAAUCAGAGCGUAUGGAUCUUUCUUUGACUGAUUGCGUGAGUCCUAAACAAUUUUUAGAAUCCCAAGAACAAAUAACAUCAAAUAAAAGUAAAAAAACUUCUGCAUGCAAAAGAGCAGAUGCACAGCAAUCUUUCACCCAUGCUGAUAAAUUAAGACAGGGUGAGCAAGCUAGUGCAGCGAGCAGCUCACAAAAGGACAUAGCUGUUUCACAAAGAACUGAUAGCAUUGGUAGGAGCACCAUGUUUGAAAUCAGUGUGGAUGGAGUUGAAGACCAAACAGGAGAACAUGCUGAAUCUGUAUCCCACAGCAGUGAAAGAUCAAGCAAUGGAAAUAAUUCUGUUGCAUUGUUUCUGAGCAAAGAUGAAAGUGAUGAGUCUGAAAAUAGUGAUGUGGCAGACAUAGAUGCAGUUGAAGAGAAUCUGUGUUAUGAAGAGGCAGGUAAGAGGACUCCUUCCUUCAAGAAAUCUUUGAAAAACAGUUCACUGCAUGCUGAAGGGCUUUUUGUAAUUGAUACUGAGCCUGGCAUGAGUUCCAGCCAAAAGUAUUAUCUAGAUCAGGUAGAUCAAGCUAGUGAUGCUGAAAAUAAGCAUGAAGGGAGUGAAAAAGGUGAGGAAUCCUCAGAUCUGGAAGAGGCUGAAGAGGAAUUGAUAGAUGAAGAUGAGAAGGAUGAAGAUGAUGAUUUGUUGAAAAAUCAGAUUGAUGUUUUACAUCUUUCCAGCAGCAUAGACCCUGGUUUGAAUAUCAAGAAGCUUGGAGGUUUAUAUAUUAGUUUUGAUGCAAAAAAACAGAACCCUAGAUCAGGUGCAAUUAAACAACUGAAGGAGAAAAAGAAGGACCAGCUCCUGCAGAAGAGUAUAAUAACUCCAGAUUUUGAAAAAAAGGAAUGUGUCCCGCCCUUCAGGGAAUCGCUUCACCAGCUAAAGAAGCAGCGCAGGGCAGAGCGAGCCAAAACAACGGGUGACGGUUGGUUUGGUAUGAAAGCCCCAGAAAUCACAAGUGAACUGAAAAAUGAUCUUAAAGUUUUGAAGAUGAGAGCUUCGUUGGACCCUAAGCAUUUUUAUAAGAAGAAUGAUAGAGAUGGUCUACCCAAGUACUUUCAGGUUGGAACUGUGGUUGAUUCUCCCAUAGACUUUUACCAUAGUCGAAUCCCUAAGAAACAAAGGAAGAGGACAAUUGUUGAAGAGCUGCUUGCGGAUUCUGAGUUUAGAAGAUAUAAUAAAAAGAAGUAUCAGGAGAUCUUGAGUGAAAAAGCAGCUUUUGCAGCAGGGAAGAGGAAUCGGAAGAAGAAGAAAUUUCGCAAUUAAGACUUGAAGAAAAAAACCAAGCUGGAUCAAGUUAUUAUAAAACUUUUUACAGAAUGCUUUGGUUGUGGUGGUUUUUUCUUUAAGAUUGCAGGUUGUGCAAAUGGAGGUUUAGGGAAUUCCUUGCAGUGGGAAUUUGGUAGGUAGGGAGCUUUAUCGAAUUAUCAGGUAUCUAAAUUUUAAAUUAAUUUAGAUUUUAAAAUAAAUUUUUUAUUUAAAUUAGUAUUUAUGUAAAAAGAUAAUUAUAUGAAAGCAUAUGGUUAAAUCUGAACACAAAAUGCAACUUCAUGGAUUGUGGUCUUUUCAGGCUUCAGUCUUUACACCAAUGAAUUAGUAAAUUCAGUUUAAAGUUACAUGUGUAAUUCAUGUUGGCACCCAUUAUCUGCCAGAACAAAUUUUUCCGUAUCUCGUUGGAGGUGUUGCUGCCAAUUCUGUAAUAGAAGGUAUUGAGAAAUAGUUUGGUUUCAACAUUGACCAAUAGGAUUGAGAAUAUCCUGGAAUUCAGCAUAUACAUAUAUAUUUACAUUAUAAUAUAAAUAAUAGAUAUAAUUUUAAAAUAAAUAUAAACACAAUAAGAGAAAUAUUACAUAUUGUUUAAUAUAUAAAGUACAUAUGUAUUAUUUAUACAUAAAAUUGUAACAUUCAGUCAUAAAUUGCUUUUAUUAAUAUUUACCAUUUGAUAAUUGUCUAAUGAUGUUUCUGAAAAUAACCUGGUGGUGGGAUCCAUUAUCUAGGGCACACUGUGCAGGUUGUGGUCUGGUAGCUCAUUUGGAAUAGUUCUUCAGGUAAAUGGAUAGAGUGAGUUUGGAAGGCCUGUGCUGCCAUUAUAGAAGCAGAGGUGGCAGCAGCUCAGUUCCCCUGUGGUGACGGUUCAUAACCUCUUGUGAGUGUCAGAACUGUUGUGGUGUUUGGUUGGUUUUUAAUGGAGGAGUUAGUAUAUUGCUGUUACAAUCAGUGUAACUCAGUUACUGCCCCGUAGGUAGCAGAAAGGACGGAUAAUAGAAGACAUAACACUGUCGCUACAUUUUCUUAGGUGGAUUGGGUGAGAUUUAGAAGUGAUUAUCAGAGUUGUUGAUUAUCAGUGAUGUUGAUUGUUUUCUUACCAUACAAACACUGAAUUUUAAAGGUUGCAGAUCUUGAAGAAGAAGUGUGUUCUUUUCUGCUACUGAGAAUGAGUCGUAAUUGCUUUUUAAGCAUUAGCUAUUUGUGCUGAAAAUAGCUAAACUGAAAUGAGCAUCAUGGUGUAUAUAUUGAUCAUCAACUGAAGCUUGAAAGAAAUUUUCCCCUGAUCCUUUGGGUUUUUUUUUUACAUUCUGAAGUUGACCAUAAUGUUUUGCUACAAAAGACAGAUGAGGAUGUAUGUUCCUUAGAAGUCUUGACCGCCUGGAGAUGAAUGGUGUGCAGAGCAAAGUGAAUUCAUUGGGAAGUAUCAAACACGUACAAGUCCCUGAGUCUCAGCUAACAUGCAGAUGCUAUGCUAAUACAAUUAUAUGUAUGCUAAUAUCUCAAUUCUCUGUAAAAGAUAAAGCCAAUAAAAACAAA